Colletotrichum karsti is the source of this 3978-nucleotide messenger RNA. RefSeq lists its product as uncharacterized. NCBI's taxonomy places the organism in Eukaryota, Fungi, Ascomycota, Sordariomycetes, Glomerellales, Glomerellaceae. Bases 1 to 3978 code for a protein of 1325 amino acids. The transcript has a single exon. The record is from RefSeq and is a predicted model, not a curated record.
AUGCAACUCGACCGGGGCAUCACCGAGAGCCCCACGGAAAUUCGAAUUGCCCAUGUCGUCGAUCUACCCAAGAACCAGGUCCAGGCAGUCACAAUCUAUCCCGAGCUAGAUCGCUACAGAGAAAUCACGGGGCGGCCCUCGAUCUCCUCCGAGGCUUCCAGCGUCGACUUCCUACACAGGCUGGCGACGCACGACCUUCCUCCCCCGACGCCUGUGUUCUCCGGGACCAGCAGCCAGAUGAGCGGCUUCAGCGGAAGCCCUUCGACGAGAUUCUCCGAGUCGCCCGGUCCCGGCCCCUACAGCCGAGACACCACUCCCACGUCCAUGUCGUCACAGUCACCAGGACUAGCGGCUCCGAUGCGAACCCCUGCGCCCAGGACGAGACAACUGAGUCCGGCCGUAACCCGACCACCGGUGACCCGGAGAAGGGCCGGAAGCACGAAUGAGAUUGACGCAUUUAGCGCCGACCCUCAAGGCCUCGCCGCGGUUCGGGAGUCUCUUACAUCGUCGUCGUCGAACUCUACCGUACGGGAAGUAGAAAGGAAGGGUUCACUGAAGAAGAAGAGGUUGUCGCCCCUGCCGCCGAGUCCGCCGCCGCGCAAGUCGUCGCAGAAGUUCAACAGCCCCGGAAAUGAGGAGUCGCCAUCAAAGGUCGCUAGAGAGCCGGCCAUGCCUGUCAUGGCACCGCCGUCGCCGGUUCAGUCUCCUCCACGAUUGAUGCCAAGUGCCUCUCCUCGCCAGACGCCGCCUGCCAGGCCGAGUAGAGAGAACACUCCGGACCUGCAGUCACAAUUGUUCGGGCCCCUGCCUAUCAUCCACAGUAACCUGUCGUCCACAUCUUUGUCUAAUGACAGGCGACUUGAGGUACAGAUUCCCUCCAGAUCUGUCACUCCCCUGUCAUACCCUGAGCCGCAACAACCCCGCGUGCCAUCGGGUAGAGAAGCUACUCCGGCACCUCGACCGGCUACAUCGGACAACAAGAAGAACGAACGGCCCACUCGGACACCGAGUCCCGGAACGUCAGCAUUCAGCCGCUUCCCGUUCUUCGGCCGCCGCAAGACGGCUCCCGAGGUCACCCAGGUCGACAAGAAAGACAAGCCUUCCCGCAAGGGACCUGCCGCUGGCACCGGGCACGAAGGCUAUGGUCGUCUUGGAGCGAUUCGAAGGAGAAGUGGCAGCUCGUCCACCAACUUGGCACGCACUAACGCGGGACCCACAUCUUCACAAGACAGUCUCAGCAGUUCUCAGCCGACUGACACAUUCCUGUUGGAGCGUAUGAACCCGGUCAUCAUCUCUGGCGGUGGUGUUAUCGAGAACCGGAACCACAGUGUGGACUUGCCUCGCUCAGAGAGCAAUCAGAGCCUCGGCUAUGCAUCCGAGACGUCAACUACUUCCAGCAACGGACGGUUUGGACUGGCACCUUCGGCCAUCCCCCGCGGACGUCAACCGUCGCUCAGUCGUCGCCGUCCCUCUGAUAGCAGCGAUUCCGAGGCCGUCACGAUGAAGCCAACGCUGGCAUUCAGGAGGUCUAUUCAGCGGUUGAAGACAUCCCCUGACCAGAGCCCUCUCAAGCUUCCCCAGCCUAUCAACACAUCUGGCAUCUCGGCGCCAUCGAUCGACAGCCAUGACACAACCAUUCUGUCGGAUGAUUCCCAGUUUGAGAAGCACAGAGAGGUCAUUCGAGGACGUAUUGCCGCAGCCACAGCGACGCCUCCCAAGAAGUUGACCAAACGGACCCGAUCGCCAAAGAAGUGGAAUUGGUUCAGUCGCACUCAUAGCCAACCAGACAAGAAGAAAGAACCUGAGGCUGUCCCUGUCACUGCCACCGUCAAGGUUGUUCAGCACAAGCCAGCAGCCUUCUACACGAUGAUGGACGGCUCUGAGCAAGAGGAUUCUGGACCCCCGGAUGUUGAGGAGAUUCUACGAGAGGCCCAGGUUUUUGACCUUCCCUCACCACCACCAAUUAAGGAGACUGAUUUCCCUGCUCCGCCGCCCAUCAAAGAGAGGCGGUCAUCCACAGCAAGCCAGGACCAGAGGAGGGAAUCUUUGUCGAGACUCACACAGCCGACCAAGUCAUCGCAAGCACGCAGGAACUCUGCCUCCGCCAAGAGCACUUCGAUCCCAGCAAUUCGUUCCAUGAAGACACAAUCGCAGUCCAGCGCAGCCAAGCCUGCUGAGGCACGCCCAAGUCGUCUGCCGCAGGUCGGUCGUAUCCCCAAGGUGGUCACUUCGCGACCUGAGCACACUUCGUCGAGGAGUUUCUCCCGGCCCUUCAACAGAAUCAGCUUGAGUCUGCAACCGCAGGCUGCGGGAUUCAACCCCGAUUUUGUUGCUUCCGGCCCCAGCCCUCCCGAGCUGUCUACCCCUGAGCUCUCCCGUGGCGAGUCCGCCGCAACCAGCGGCGACACCAACUCGGAUCCCCGCUCAUCCCUGGUCGCGGCCAAGACGCCCGAGAUGGUCCAGAUCGGUCGUGAGUUCCUGGCCUUCUCUCCCCGAAAAAAUUCCGAGUGCACCACGAGCACCUCCUCCAGCGGCGGCAUGUACACUCUCGCGGACGCGCUCGCCUACGUUCCCGACCCAGACGCGCCUCUCGUGGAGGACGAGAUCUGGGACGAAUACAACGACCUCAUCGGCGAGGUCCCGCCCUCGGCAACAUCCUCGAAAGGCAUCCCCUUCCACCUCGAAGGACAGGACGGCAGACUCUCCAAGCGGUCUCUAAAGCCCCUGGAAUCACCAACCAUCAUCCCCCCCAAGGCCAUCGAGAAACCGGAAACCAACACGGCAGCUUCUUCCAGCAUCUACAGCGCCGACAUGACCGAGCGACUCAAGGCCGCCUUCGCACUCAAGCCCGAAGACAACUCCUUCACCCUCAUCCCCGUCGCCGAGAUCCCCGCUAGCGCAAUCGACCGCGAGUCCACCGAGCUGGCCCGCAAAGCCACCAUUACCUCCCAGCGGAGCAGCCACUCCUCCCGCAGGUCGCGCCAGUCCGUAUCCAGCUGCAAAUCCUCCGAGGACGAAUCACCGCUAUCCCAGGUAAACCUGCGAGUCGGUUCGAUGACGGUCUCCAAAUGGCUCUCCUUCGGCCACGUCCUCUUCUCCCCGGCGCGCGACCAACUCGUCGACGUCGUCGGCUCCCUCAAGCGGCACUCGAUCCUCGUCGUCGACGGCCUCGGAAACGACGACUGGUCCUUCUACGCGGCAGAGACCUACCCGGCCGCGACCUUUUUCAACCUCUCCCCACGGGCCCCCCUCCCAGACGAACACAAGAAUGCCUCCAGCUUCCCCCUCAGCCCCCCAAACCACCACCAGAUCCAGUACCUCUCCCACACCGACAGGUUCCCCUUCGGCCCCGAGACCUUCACCACGGUGGUCUUCCGCUUCCCCUCCGCCGCCCCCGAGUCCCACUACCGCAACAUCGUCUCCGAGGCCCGCCGCGUCCUCAAGCCCGGCGGCUACAUCGAGCUCUCCAUCCUCGACGUCGACCUCAACAACAUGGGCAACCGCGGCCGCCGCACCGUCCGCCGCCUCAAGGAACGCGUCCACGAGCGCAACCCCGACGUCUCCAUCGGCUCCAGCUCCGACCUCAUCCUCCGCCUCCUCGGCCGCAAAGGCUUCACCGACGUCAAGACGUGCCGCGUCGGCGUCCCCGUCGCGAGCGUCGUCUCGAGCAGCACGACCACCACCAGCUCCAGCUCCAAGCCGCCCGCCGUCACGCGCAAGGCCAAGGAGGUCCGCAGCCUCGCGGAGAUGAUGAACGACGACGGCGACUCGGCCGACGAGAACAUCACCAAGAUGGUCGCCAAGGUCGGCCGCUGGUGGUACACCCGCUGCUACGAGAGCGCCGCGGGCACCGCCGCCAGCCGCAGCAUCUGGGGCGACCGCGCGCUGCUCGCCGAGUGCGAGGAGUGGCGGACCAGCUUCAAGCUCAUGGUCUGCUACGCGCGUGUACCCGAGAGGUCCCGUACCGCGAGUAUCUGA